This is a messenger RNA of Chanos chanos (milkfish), 2707 nucleotides long. RefSeq names its product acyl-CoA synthetase short chain family member 2 like (gene acss2l). Bases 92 to 2122 code for a protein of 676 amino acids. Lineage: Eukaryota; Metazoa; Chordata; Actinopteri; Gonorynchiformes; Chanidae. Gene Ontology annotation, molecular function: AMP binding; acetyl-CoA synthetase activity. The record is from RefSeq and is a predicted model, not a curated record. The transcript is spliced from 18 exons.
CUUAGUGACCUAUUCAUACUUAGAGAAGUCUGACAGACCUAAACAGGUUUAGGAUCUCUUGACUUUUACCUAGAAACUUUAUAUUCCAGCUAUGGUUGUUCCAGGAUCUCGGGAAAUUGAGGAGAAGAUAUACCAACCCCCAGAAGACAUUCUGAAAGAUGCGCACGUCCCCAGUUUUAGUUCAUAUCUUGCACUUUACAAAAAGUCAAUAGAGAAUCCUGAAGAGUUCUGGGGGGAUGUUGCACAAGAAUUUUACUGGAAGAGUCCUCCGUCAGGACAAAUGCUGCAGUAUAACUUUGAUGUCAGCAAAGGGAAGAUUUACAUUAAGUUCAUGGAAGGAGCCAAAACCAACAUGUGCUACAAUGUACUGGACAGAAAUGUGCUGGAGAAGAACCUUGGUGACAAAGUGGCAUACUACUGGGAAGGAAACUCACCUGAUCACCACUUGAAGAUCACAUACAGCCAGCUGCUGAAGCAGGUGUGCAGAUGUGCCAAUGCUCUGAAGCAGCUCGGUGUACAGAAGGGGGAUAGAGUUGCCAUCUACCUCCCUAUGAUCCCAGAGCUGGUUUAUACAAUGCUGGCCUGUGCUAGAAUAGGAGCUAUUCACUCUAUUGUGUUUGCAGGUUUUUCUUCUGAGUCCUUGAGUGAGCGCAUCAUAGACGCCCAGUGCAGUGUGUUGGUGACGGCAGAUGGCGUUUACAGAGGUGAGAAGCUGAUCAACCUGAAGCAGAUUUCAGAUGAGGCACUGAAGCACUGCCAGGAGAAAGAAUCCCAUUCAGUGCAGAAAUGCCUUGUUGUGAAACAUCACGUCUUCAGAUUACAAAACUCGGAUGCAUCCAACAAAUUACGGACCCCCUGGGACACAGAGCGUGACGUGUGGUGGGAUGAGCUGGUGGACUGUGCCUCUGAUGAGUGUGAGCCUGAGUGGCUAGAUGCUGAAGAUCCCCUCUUCAUUCUUUACACCAGCGGAUCCACUGGAAAACCAAAGGGUGUUCUCCACACCAUAGCGGGUUAUCUGCUGUACACAUCACUGACCUUCAAGUAUGUCUUUGAUUAUCACCAUGACGAUGUAUACUGGUGUACUGCGGACAUUGGUUGGAUCACAGGCCACUCUUACAUCGCAUACGGACCCUUAGCCAAUGGGGCGACCAGCGUGCUUUUUGAAGGUGUGCCAGUCUACCCUCACGUGGGGAGAUUCUGGGAGAUCAUUGAGAAGUACAGAGUGACAAAGUUCUACACGGCACCCACAGCCAUCAGGCUACUGAUGAAAUACGGCAGGGAACCUCUGCAGCGAUAUGACCUGUCCAGUCUACGUGUUUUGGGUACUGUUGGUGAGCCCAUAAACCCUGAGGCGUGGCACUGGUACUUCGACGCCGUGGGUCAGAAGAGAUGUCCAGUGGUGGACACAUUUUGGCAGACCGAGACGGGGGGGCAUGUUCUAACUCCUCUGCCUGCAGCCACUCCUCUAAAACCCGGUUCUGCAACUCUUCCUUUCUUCGGAGUGCGGCCCACCAUUCUGAAUGAACAUGGAGAGGAGCUGGAGGGGGAGGCUGAGGGUUAUCUGGUUUUCCGGAAACCUUGGCCAGGAAUCAUGAGGGCUGUUUACGGGAAUCAGGAACGCUUCGAGAGCACCUAUUUCAAAAAAUUCCCAGGAUUCUACGUGACAGGAGAUGGUUGCAGGAGAGACAAGGACGGCUACUACUGGAUUACGGGCAGAAUUGAUGACAUGCUUAAUGUAUCCGGUCACUUGCUGAGCACUGCUGAGGUAGAAGCUGCUCUAACGGAACACCCUGCAGUUGCUGAGGCAGCUGUGGUCAGCCGGCCGCACACAGUGAAGGGGGAGUGUCUCUACUGCUUUGUUACGCUCAAAGACAGCAGGGAAUUCAACCACGCCCUGCUGGAGGAGCUCAAGAGAAAAGUAAGGGAAAAGAUUGGACCAAUUGCUACUCCAGACUUCAUUCAGAAUGCCCCAGCUCUGCCCAAAACUCGUUCAGGGAAGAUUAUGCGACGAGUGCUCAGGCAGAUCGCUCGUAACGAGAUGGACCUGGGCGACCUUUCUACUCUGGCUGACCCCAAAGUUGUGGAGGUCCUGUUUAGUCAAAGGUGCGAAGCUGCAGCCUGAAGGAUGAACACUUUUUUCCCCUUUGAUCAUUUUUGUAAAUACAGCCUUCCCUGAGAGUGCUGGCCCCGUUUGACUAUUUGAAGCUCUGUGGUUUAAGAUAUUUGAACCUCUAAGAUAUUCGGGCUUGUGGUCCAUUCAGAUGAUCCCAGUUUAGGGCUAAUGGGGGGAAUGCUUCCCUAUGUUCGCCUUUCCCAGAAACAUAAGAAAUUGAUGCUGAUUAAGAAAAAAUGCAGUUGAAGACUAGUGGAAAGACUGGAAAGACUAGUCAUGAUUCUGAAGAGAAACAGAGUGGCAGCUGGUAUAUAUCAUGUAAACAGAGUUACUUUUACACCUCUGAUCAUAUCAUAGUGAGGUUCAGAUUUAAAGAUGAAUCCAUGCUGACUCACUGUUUGAUUGACUCAAAAUUGAGUUAAAUUUACAGAUUUCUUUAUAACCUUACACAAUUUUUCAGUAUACACGACAUCCCAGAUAUUACAUCGAGAUCAUACAUACAUUGCUACUUGAAAUGAACCUGAAACAUGCUUGAUUCUUGACUUUGUUAUAUUGUUAAUAAAAACAUACUGAAUGAAGCAGUGGAUAAAAUCA